Molecule: messenger RNA, 4223 nt
Organism: Cydia fagiglandana
Lineage: Eukaryota; Metazoa; Arthropoda; Insecta; Lepidoptera; Tortricidae
Exons: 2
Coding region: 636-3074 (812 amino acids)
Source: RefSeq, a predicted model, not a curated record
CACAGCGCGAUACAGUAAACAAUUCUCUAUCUACCUAUCUAGGUGUCAUAGCUCUAUGUGAAAAAACCGCGAAGUUACGGCCGUCCCGCGAGCGGCUAAAUACACCAUUUUGCCACUUUUACCAGCAAAAAGGCAGUUUUUAAUUAGAAAAUUCACUAAAAGGCUGUUAAAGGCCAAUAACUGCUUCUUACUAUUUGACAUCGGGUAUUUAGUACAACUCUUAAAAACAGUUAUUGCAACUUCCACGACUAAAAGGUGGCUACUGUACUUUAACUGCUCCCUAGCGUAACAAAUAUUACGGCCAAAUGAUGAUUACUCCCAAACUAAAUAGCAGCUAAGCUAUAAAUACACAAUUAAAAAGCCGUUAAAGUCGCUUAGCCGCCUUGUCGUUAGUAUAGGCGUAAAAGGUAUACAUGCAAAUGCAUCGGUUUAAGGCCGUCACGGCUUUUUAAUUUGGCAAUGAUAGAACAAAAUAGUAGACAGUUCCAGAAAUAUAUCGCGGUAACUAGGUAUUCCAUAUCAAUAAGGCGGUUACUUGAUCCUCGCUCGAAGCAACGAAAUCAGUUGCGCGGGCGCUCCCGUCGAGUGAGGGUGUGGCACGUGAAGACCGGGCGCAGUUUCCCGCCAAUUCCAGUAUGCAGCCGCGCAAACUCACGAGGUAUGAACCGAAGACCUCUCGGUUGAAAACCAUUUUAGACAGAUGUAGAAAUCCAUCAAACCAAAACAGUGAAGACAUCCAUCAUUCGGUCGAUUGUCAUAACAUCCAGUUGCCUGAUCAUUAUGUGGAACCCACGUCAUCACACGAAAAACCUGUGGAAAAAGGAUUACCUAAACAUUGUGUCCAAGAGAUGGUAAAUGAAGUCAAUCGCAGGAAUUAUUCACUCACAUCUGAUAUAUUUAAUAAUUUUAACGAGUACGCUACCACACAAUCUAAAUCUUCUGUCUUUUUGUCGAAUGCCGUAGAUCUUCUCCAACAAGCGUUCCCAGCGACCAAUACUGAAAAACAACUUGAUUUAAGGUGUGAUGAAGAGCUAAGCAUAAGCAGCCGAAGUUCUUCAUCGUCACACAGAGAUGAUGAUUUUUCAUCCGAUGAUUCCGUGCGCGACAAAAAUUAUAUUCCAGAAACGAGUAGUAGUGAUGAUUCUGAAAAUGAAAUUGCGGCCCCAGUCUUGAAUAAACAUCCGAAUAAGCACUCCCAUAUGUCUAUGUUUAAUACAACCAAUAUUAUUAAGCGAAGAAAUACCAUUAACAUAGAAAUCAUACCCGAUACCCAAACUAAUAAAAUCGGUGAAAGAAUUCUAAAACGAAGGAAUACUACGGAGUUAAAUUAUAUACCCACAAUUAACAAUAGCGAAGAGAUUAGUAUUGAUUUAUCUGGAGAAAAUGGUCAAAGUUCACCUGCACCUAAGCGAAAAAAAUACGAUACAAGUCUAAGUGAAAGAAACGCCGACAAGAAAGAAGACAAGCGAUUGGAAUAUCUGGUUAAGCCAGGGUGCGAUUCAAAAUGUCAUAAAAAAUGCACUACCUUAUUGACAGAUGAAGAGAGAGAGGAUGUUAACGACAGUUACUGGAAUUUAACAUGGAAAGAAAGAAGAUUAUUCAUACAAAAUAAUGUGCCUGUAGUUGUACCUAAGAGGCAAAAGACUGGACCAAAUCUUCGAGCCCCAAGGAGAACGUUUUUCCUAAGAAAACAUGAUGAUACAAAAGUGGCAGUUUGUAAAAUAUUUUUUUUGACUACACUCGGAUUUAAUAAAACGAAUGACAAGGUUUUGUACAACUCUUUAGCUGAUGACGAUUUGACCGAUUCACGUGGAAAACAUACUAAGACAUUAGCUUACGAUAGAGAAAUACUUCGUCAACACGUUGAAUCGUUCCAUCCUUUAGAACCACAUUACCGAAGAGCGCAUGCUCCUAACCGUAGAUAUUUGCCGAGCGACGUAACUAUCACUUUUAUGCAUGACCACUUUUGCAAAAAAUAUCCUCAAGAUCCAGUUUCUUACGAAUUAUAUAGGCAGGUCGUUAAAGAAAUGAAUAUAUCUUUUACUAAUUUAGGAAAUGAAGAAUGUGAGGUUUGCGAAAGCUACCAAAUACACAAAAAAGAAAGUUCUCAUAAUAUCGAGGAAAAUAUUCUAGAUAACUGCGAGGACUGCACAUCAUUUGCGAUUCAUCAUGACAAAUAUGUUGCAGCUAGAAAAUUGUAUGAAGAACACAAGACUGAACAAGACCCGGAUAAUAUAUAUUUUAGUGCUGAUUUGCAAAAGGUUAUAAUGCUUCCAAGAUUGGACACAUUUAAGAAAAUAAUAUUCUGUUUACGUCUUGCUACAUAUAAUCAAACCUUUGCACCAUUGGGAAAAAUAACAUCUAGUAUUAAACCUUACGCUGUUCUUUGGCACGACGCUAUAGCUGGAAGAAAGCAAGAAGACAUAAUGAGUGCAUUUUUUUCAUUCUUUUUGCAAUAUCGUGACACCAAACAUGUAAAUAUAUGGCUUGAUAACUGCAGUGCACAGAACAAGAACUGGCUUUUAUAUUCCAUGCUAGUUCAUAUGGUUAAUAGCGAUUAUAUAGGCACGGAAUCCAUAACGUUGUACUACUUCGAACCUGGUCACACUUUCAUGAGCUGUGACCAGUUUCAUCAUCAAGUCGAAUUGUCCAUGAAACACAAAGGCAAAAUUUACGACUUUGCUGAUUUUACGGAAUCAGUGGGAUCAGCGAACAAGGGAAAAGUAACAGUGAAAUCCAUGGUAAUUGAAGAUUUUAUUAACGUGCCUAACUUUACUUCAGAGCGUAGAAUUCAAAAUUCGAAUCCACGUGUUUACCUUCGUGAUAUUACACAAGCAUGUUUUACUAGAGGGUGCUAUGAUUUAUCAUACAAAACUGAAUUCAAAAAUGAUUACCAGCAACUCCGCUUUCUAAAUGACAAAUACUUGAAGAAUCCAAGCGCUAUUACUUUUCCCAAACGAGUCGAUCCCAAAGGUACCGACGUUGGUAGAAAAAAGGAAAUUAUAAACAAAUGCUCACAAGUAAUACCUACACAUAAGUUGAAAUUUUGGCGCGAUUUGCCAGAAUCGCGGUAGUAUGUCGCUAUUAGUUUUAAUGAACAUAUUAUUUGAGUUAAGAACCUAAUUACUUUAAUUAUCGGGCAUGUAUUACGCCUGUAGUAUUCUCUACCUCACUAUUCUUAAAAAUCAUGUAAGACUGAUCACUGACUUAUAUGUUAUAUUUAAUUUUUAAGUAGAAAUAAAGUUGAUUGAUCUCCAUAAGUACAAAUACGAAUUUGUUAUCUACUUGUUUAAGUAAUUGUGAUCAUUGUCAUUAGUUGUGUAAGAUUUGUGACUGACUAUCUAUACCUUUUCGUUAAAAACGAUUAUGGAUAAUUCUGUAAGAUGAUUAAAACAUAUUUAGCUGUAUUAAAAAGUUAUAGUAGUUAUAGUACAAUUACAAACAAUAUGGGUAAGCCAUUUUACUAUUAAAAUAAUUGCUCGUACUGAAGACUGAGGGGUGUUUUUAAUUAGGAAUUACAUUAAACUGACGUAACUGUGAUUUUAAGCAUGUAAGAAGAUCGCAAAGCGAAUUAAAUUAAGAUGUGCUUACUCCUACGUUGUCCCACAGUAAUAUUAUGAUUAGCAGAGUUUAUUACUAACUUGAACUUCAAAUAAAUAUUAUUUUGAGAAUGAUUGAACGCUAAUUUCUUGGAUUACAUUUGAUUUUUAGUAUCUUAUGUCUUUUAUUUAUUUUCUUCCUGCUCUGAAUAAAGUAACUUCUUAAAUUUGUUUAUGGUAAUUUGAAAUGAUUGUAAACUAAAAAGCAGUUAUUACAUUUUGUUCUGAAGAUAGCUGCCUUUUUAUCUAGCUGAAUUCACAAAAUCUUUUAAACGAUACAAUUACAAAUGGUUUUGUUAAAUUAAAAGGCGUUUAAACAUUUUUAAUCACCUUUUAGUCUUUGAUGUAUUAGAUGAGUUGACUUAUUAUUCAUACCUAAAAGGCGGUUAGAUCUACUAGUCACCUUUUAGCUAUGUUCUACUUUUUAACUUCAUAUGACUUGUACAACGUAUUCAAUUUUAGAUAAAAUUACAAAGUUAAAAGACCGCUAAAUAUACUUUAGCUGCCUUAUAGUCGUUUAAUUAGCGUAAUUUUGUUAAACAGGUACAAACCAAGAACGGAAAUUUAAUGAUUUAGAGCACUUUUUAAGAAUUAUUACUAAAUUAAAUUGACUUAAAAAAUAGU